Molecule: messenger RNA, 2577 nt
Organism: Coniophora puteana RWD-64-598 SS2
Lineage: Eukaryota; Fungi; Basidiomycota; Agaricomycetes; Boletales; Coniophoraceae
Exons: 9
Source: RefSeq, a predicted model, not a curated record
AAAGAACGCCCAGAAGUUCGAAAUGCGUACCUCAGAGCUGUGCUUGCCAACGUCUUCAGUAAGGUCUCGGUCGCGGAUGCAUCAGAUCUGUUGUCGGCAAUGCUCGACAACGCGUCUAUCAUUCGACCUCUACCGGAUCACCCGCGCCCUGUUCGAACCCUCAAGAGUGCCAAGCAGCGUCUCGGCAUUGACCCCGACCAAUACAUCAUCAAAUAUGCGGUAUGCCCCGACUGCUGGAAGCAUUACCACCCGACCGAUCUCCAGACUCUGAUGUCUCCUGUUUGCUCUGUCGACGGCUGCUCGGGUGUUAUAUACGAGGACUUUAUCAAUGCUCGAUGUAAACACAUUCGCAAACCGUUCAAGCUUCACCCUCAAGUGUCGAUCAUUGCGUCAUUGCGACGCAUGUUCAUGCGUCCUGGGUUUGCUCGCAUGAUACGAGACAGCAGAGCUGAUGUACCUGACAGAGACGUCGAUGAGCACUUCGUCAUGCGAGACAUGCACGACGGCUCGCUUUGGCAUGAACUCAACACGCAUACAGUCCGGGAAGUUGGUGAACACGGCCAUGUUCGCGAUCGCCCCGAAGAUGACCACGACACGGCUCCAAAGCUAACGUCGCACCGAUACGGGCUUCAUCUCACCUGCAAUAUUGAUUGGAUGGGUGUCCUCGAAAACCGGCCGCAUUCGACGGGAGCUAUGUACAUUGCCAUCAACAACCUUCCCCGCGAGCACCGAUUCCUUCAAUCCAACGUCAUAUGCGCCAGUGUCAUGCCAGGCCCCAAAGAGCCUGAUGUCCGGCAAAUCAGUCACUGCAUGGAGCCGUGCACGAAGGAGAUCUCAAUCCUUCGUAACGGUAUCACUCUGUGUGUCAAAAUGGCUGUCUACAGCGAGGAUCAGCUCGCCGAUGUCCACGCCGACUUGGCGUGCCUUGACUGUGAUAUGCCCGCAUCUCACAAGACCAAUGGCACAGCUUCUCAUUCACAUGACAUGCACCCGUGCGUGUCAUGCGAUGCCAAUGUCACGGAUUUCAACAAGCCGUCAGGAUACGACAGCUCUACUCGCCCCAAGGAGGACUAUAAGCUCCUCCGGCAGGCCUUCUAUGCACGGGAUGCACCACUAGCACGUCAAGCCCAACUUCUCGAUGACUAUGGUAAACGCUUUGUUAUUCUCGACGCUCUUCCGGGCUGGCUUCCCAAGACGAAGACAGCCUUGGACUUCAUGCACGCUGUAUACCUUGGCAUUGUCCCUCAUCUGUUUGACGUUGUCAUCUUCAACGGUCAGCUGAUGACGGGGAUUGGGGGAUCAGAGUCAGCCAAGUCCCGAUUCGAGACUCUAAUUAACUCGAUUUUGUGGCCUAGCCACAUCACCCGUCUCCCGAAGAAUCUAGGCGAGAACCACUCGCUCAAAAAAGCAGAUGAAUGGCGUCGUCUUAUCACAAUCACUCCGGUGCUCUUGUGGUGGGCAUGGCGCGAUGAGAAUGACGAAAUCCCAAGCGCUCCACCACCUCUCCCUCCCAACACUGACGACCCCGGCUUCUCUCGCGAUCGGCAUCAACUAUAUGAUGCCAUUCUCCUUCUAUGCGCCGCUGUGCGCAUUUUCUCAUCACGGGAGAUAUCGAUGCACCAGGCUCAAACUGCGCAAGAGUUUCUCGCCCAGUACUGCCAACGCUGUAUUGCGCUUGACAUCCCCCUUCGGCCCAACCACCACGCUUCAAUGCACACGUCCGAGAUGGUGAAACGCUUCGGCCCCGUCUACUCCUGGUGGCUUUUUGCUUUUGAGCGUUUCAACGGCAUGUUGGAACGCGUCAAGCACAAUGGACAUGACGGCGGGCAGAUGGAACUCACGCUCAUGCGAGCGUGGGUUCAAACUCACCUUAUCUAUGAGUAUCUGCUGAAUCUUCCACCCGAGGCUCACGACGUUGAACGAAGAACCCUCGACAACAUGAUCAAGACUCAGGCUCGCAACCGCGGCGCAAUGAUGACGGAGAUCGCGUUUUAUCAGAGUGAGACUUCCGAGGACAAUGUUCGUUUACCCAGCCGCGCAGCCAAGUUCGUCGACUUGCGCCGAUAUGAUCCACCGCAGAUGUACCGCCUCCUUCUGGCGUACUGCCGAGCCUUAUGGCCUGAUCUCAACCUCGUCAGCGAUCGCAGCAGCGAUGCUGGGACCACACCCUUUGUUUCUGGGAGGGUUGCUCGCUCACUGACCUAUAUUCGCAAGGAUGGCAUCCGUUAUGGAUGCACAUCAAAUCAUAGCGAGUCUUCCCGUGUCCCCGUUCGUAUCCACUCGCUUUUUGUGGUGGGUGUGGGCGACAAACUUCCACAUGUAUGCGCAGUCGUUCAGCGCCUCUACUCCGAUGACCGCAUACCUAUGUUCCCAUGGUCAAUGUUUUCAUCUAUACUCGGUAUCCAUGUCUGUUAUGCAGACGAGUUUAGUUCCCUGGAGGUCUUUCCUUCAUCUGCUAUCCAGUGUUCGAUCGGCCUCAUUCCUUUUACACUCCGAGAGCUACGGCGCCCACUCGUUGCAGCAGUUUCAUUCGAUCAUGUGCGCCAAGAACCUUGUUUCAAUUGCAAGAACUACUAA